Amphiprion ocellaris (clown anemonefish) is the source of this 2086-nucleotide messenger RNA. It is a transcript of the gene guca1ab.2, whose product is annotated as guanylyl cyclase-activating protein 1. Bases 282 to 923 code for a protein of 213 amino acids. Lineage: Eukaryota; Metazoa; Chordata; Actinopteri; Pomacentridae. Gene Ontology annotation, biological process: visual perception; positive regulation of guanylate cyclase activity. Gene Ontology annotation, molecular function: calcium sensitive guanylate cyclase activator activity; calcium ion binding. Gene Ontology annotation, cellular component: photoreceptor inner segment; cone photoreceptor outer segment. The record is from RefSeq and is a predicted model, not a curated record. The transcript has 5 exons.
CCUGUGCGCUCUGUACUCACCCAUGUCCUUCAUUUUGAUAUUGGUGUCGAACAGAGAUUGGUUCUUUCGACCCAAAAAGUUCAGCGGCCCCCUCUUCAUGCUUAUUGAUCAGUUGAUUGCAGUCUACGGCUCGGCGGGGAUCAUUGGCACAUGAUUGAUCGGCAGAUAAAUCCGAGGCGAAGCGCAGGGGUGGCGAGAUUGCGCGACAGGUGUACCGCUGGGCCCGCAGGUGAACCUGGCUCCUGUGAUUUGGUGCAAACUUUUCUGUACGGGGAGAGAAAAUGGAGCAAACCCCGCCCACUGCUGCUGCUUUCAUGCGCCUCCCUGUUGGUGCUCCACUCCCAGCUGCAGACAUGGGAAACAGCAAUGGACCGGAUAUGGAGGAACUGCAGGCCUGCGAGAGUCAUCAGUGGUACAGAAAAUUUAUGACCGAGUGUCCAUCAGGACUUCUCACCUUCUACGAGUUCAAAAAAUUCUUUGGUCUGAAGAAUCUGACGGAGUCAUCAAAUGCAUAUGUGCUUACCAUGUUUACAACAUUUGACAUGAAUGAUGAUGGCUUCAUUGAUUUCAUGGAGUACGUAGCUGCUCUGAGCCUGGUGCUGAAGGGAAAGGUGCAGCAGAAGCUCCGCUGGUACUUCAAACUGUAUGAUAUAGAUGGGAGCGGCUGCAUUGACCGCGAGGAGCUGCUGCUUAUAAUUAAGUCCAUCAGAGCAAUCAAUGGAAUUCCUCAUGAGAUGUCAGCAGAGGACUUUGCCAACAUGGUGUUUGACAAGAUUGACAUCAAUGGAGACGGUGAACUGUCCUAUGAAGAGUUCAUGGAAGGGGUUCAGAAUGACGAAAUGCUGCUGAAGAUGCUAACGGAGAGUCUGGACCUCACGCAUAUUGUCCAAAAAAUUCAAGGAGAGAUGAAGGGCGACAUCUAAUCCUCCAACUUUAUGGACCCUGAAAUACAUAUUUAUGUGUAACUGUGCCACAAUGUGAAAAUGUGGAGUCACAUUUAACUCACAAGACAUCAUGAGGACAAAUGGAUGUGGAUCAGUUUUCUAGGUGACUGUCAAAGGAAAAUACUAGGGUGUUCACCUGCAUACAUCCAUUGACCAGCAAAGAGUUUUUAUCUAUCGAGAAGAUUCGCAGACUGGACUUUAAAAUUAUGCAACUUUAUCAAUUCUAAUGCUUUCAAACUGGACCUAUAGGUUUUCCUUGCAGAAGCAGGUUUUCAUAUCAACAAUCUUUGUACAGAUGCAGCAAGAAUUCCCAGUGAGAUGAAAAUGUUGCUUCAGGAUAAAUGUCCUCUUGUUGUCAUUGAGCAGCUUCAGCAGGCCGGUUUUAUGAAGACAAGCUGAUCUUAUUCCAUGGGGCUGUUUCAGGAUUCAGAUGCUUCCUCUGCUGACUCCAGCUGAAACAAGCACUGCAUGAUUACUAUCUAGUUUGUAUCAUGUGCCAUUAUUGCCAUUUGAUAUUUAAAUUUUAGAUGUUUAAGAAUACCCAUUGCUGGUUGAAUAUGGAGGCUUUUUCACUUCCUCAGUUGUUUCACAUAUUGUAGAUCUCCCGACAUUACCCCCCUUCUGCACAGUUAUUAUAUUAUAUUUUGUAUGUAUUUUUGUAAAGCCAUUACAGCAAAGGCUCUUUUUUAUACUUUGAAUGAAUUAGAUGUUUGAUUUAAAUCUACUGGAAGGCAAAGUAUAUUUCAAAAUAAAAGACAACAGUAAAUAUUGUGAUCUUGUUUGAUUCCAGCUCCUUCUGUUGUUUAGUCCAUCAGGAUGUGUCUAUUUAUGAUUUUUUUUCCUAAGUGACCUUUCAAAUUGUACUAUCGCUGAAUAAGUGUGAAGAACUGGCCAACAACUCUGUGACUCUUGUGGUUUUUUUUCUCAUAAACUGAAAUUAGUAAGAUAAGUUUCUAGACAUUAUCAGGUCUAUUGACUCGAGAGUUUGUGUUUAAAAAAGGUUUAAAUAUAUAUUUUUUGAUAAAUAUUCCCGAAGAUGUCAGACAGAUCAGAAUCUACCACGUGUGUGACCAAAUACAUUUUGUUGUAAAGUGUUACUAUGUAAGAAGAAAACCCAACAUUAAAAAAUGACAGUGCUCAGA